UGGAGGGAGAGAGAGAUAAAGACCGCCAGCUGUUUGUGCUCGAGCACCGUGUCAACGACGAGGAAGUAUUGAGCCGAGGAUCAUGGAGUUGAAGACAACUCACCUACAUGUUGGUUACUGGUUACAGGUGCCCGCUGCUUCACCAUUUUACCAGCGAAACAGUAUGACAAGGGCGCGCCGAGACCUGGCGGUAAUUACCGGAAUGUCUGAGGGACAUUGUUUAGUCAUGUGCCUAAACCACCGUAUUGUCUAUUAGCGGAGACCGGAGUGGUUUCGAGAGGAGGAGGUGUAAGGGCAGACAGGUAGGAAGGAGUCUAUUGCUUCAGUAGUUGUUUCGUUUUCACUUCUUGUUACCUGGUAAAUAACCAACCACCAUGGAUAACCACAAGGAGAGUAAGACGAGGAAACAGUCAAUGAAAACCAAAUCUACAAAACGCAAAGAGAAGAAAUACAAAGCCGGGAAGCUUUUCAGGAGGAAAUCGUUGAAGUCCGUUGGGAAUUUUAUGAGCAGGAUACUGAAAACUUUGGGAACUUUGGCACACUUUGGCGACGUCGAGCCACCUGACGGUGAGGAUGAUGAUGGCGGGUUCAGAGACAGCGCCGCGUGCACGUUGAGUGCCAACUCAGGGAAUUUUAAUAAAGAUGAACUUCGGGUCUCGAGGGAGAUUAAGGUGAAGAAGAGCGCUUCGACGUUGUCUUCUCAUGGAUCUAUAAAAGACAGGCUGUCGUGGUGCUAUGGCGACAAAACUCCAGGAGUCCUUGGGUUGAAGAAUCAUGGAAACACUUGUUUCAUGAAUGCGGUGGUUCAGUGCCUCAGUAAUACGGACCUGCUGGCCGAGUACCUUGGUUUGGAACAAUACAAGUCUGAUUUGUGUCAGGGGAGAGUAAACGGAAUUGUAAAAAACGAGGACGCGCAACUUGCCAGGGGUGAGGUGACCACACAGUUGGCAUCCUUGGUGCGGGCGCUUUGGACCCUUGAAUAUACACCUCAACUGUCCGUGGAAUUCAAGAGUAUUGUGUCCAAGUACGGCUCUCAGUUCAGAGGGAACUCUCAGCACGAUGCCCUGGAGUUCCUGCUCUGGCUCCUGGACCGGGUCCAUGAGGAUGCCAACCCCACCACCAACAACAACCACAGCAGCAGCAAGACCAAUGCCAACGGAAAGGGCCUGCUGGGUGGAGCGGAGGAGAGCCCUGUCUCCGGCCCAGCAGCAUCACAACAGCCUGGGACUCGGCACAGCUUCGUCCAGGACCACUUUCAGGCACAGUACAGGUCCUCCCUGACAUGUCCACAUUGCCUUAAACAGAGCAACACCUUUGACCCCUUCCUCUGCAUCUCACUGCCCAUUCCCCUGCGGCAAACCAGGUGUAUGAGUGUGACCCUGGUGUUUAGUACGAAAGGUCAGAGGUAUCUACGUGUUGGUCUGGCUGUGCCUCUCAUCGGCUCCAUCUCCUGCCUGCGUGCCAUGGUUGCUGAGGAGGGCAAGACCACGCCAGACCAGGUGGUCCUGUCAGAGCUCUAUGCCACCGGCUUCCAGCGUUCGUUCUCUGACGACGACGAUCUGACCAGCGUUGCUGAGAGUGAUGUGGUCUAUGCCUUCCAGGCUCCGCCCCUCCACACACGGGGAGGCUCCACGCGAAUGUCGGGCUUCCACCACAGCCUCCCAUCCUCCCCGUACACCUCAGGGCCAGAGGGUCAAAGGUUACCCCCAUCGACCACUCUGUCCUCAGAGUUUCUGAACCACGGUGGCUCCACCAAGGUCCUCCUCGUAAUCUGCAACACGGCAGGCUCCGGCCAGCAGGCUGUCAGGUUCGGCCCUCCCUUCCUCAUGAGAGAGGAGCGUACCCUGUCCUGGGACCAACUCCAGCAGAGUAUCCUCAGCAAGCUCUAUUACCUGAUGCUGAACGGAUCACAGGCUCAGAAUGCAGGGUUGCUGUUCAAGGUCAGAGUGGUGGGAGGAUCUGCCUCCUACAGCUACCUGUCCCCACAAGAUGGACGCCCUCUCUUCCACCCUGCCGUGGACAGAGCCCUGAAGUUAUGUGGCCCAGGAGGACCACCCCACGUGAAGCUGGUGAUUGAGUGGGAACACAAGAUCAAGGAAUGUCUGUUUGGUAACAUCCAGGAGGAGGUGGUGAAGGACUCAGAGAGUGUGAGAGUCCAGCAGCAGCAGCACCUGCAGCAGCACAGCUGUACCCUGGACGAGUGCUUUCAGCUCUACACCAAAGAGGAACAGCUGGCCCCAGACGACGCAUGGAAGUGUCCCCACUGUAAGCAGCUCCAGCAGGGCAUGGUGAAGAUGUCCCUUUGGACCCUCCCCGACAUCCUCAUCCUCCACCUCAAACGCUUCCGACAGGUGGGCGAGCGGCGCAACAAGCUGUCCACCCAGGUGCGCUUCCCCCUGGCCGGGUUGGACAUGGCCCCCCACGUGGUGAAGAGGUCCCAGAGCAUGAGGAACCUGGGGGACCUGGGACCCUGGCCCCCCACAUGGAAACAGCCUGAAGGCAGCAGUCAUCAUAUUAGUCACCCAGACAUGGCCCUGCCUCCUGACUUCCUCUAUGACCUCUAUGCAGUGUGUAACCACCAUGGUGGGAUGCACGGCGGACAUUACACAGCGUACUGCAGGAACUCAGUGGACGGUCAGUGGUACAGCUAUGACGACAGCAGUGUGGACCUGGUGCCUGAGGAGGAGGUGUGUACCAGGGGGGCCUACAUACUGUUCUACCAGAGACGUAACGUCAUCCCCCCCUGGUCCGCCAGCAGCUCAAUCAGAGGCUCCACCAGUUCCACCAUGUCGGACCACUGGCUGGUCCGUCUGAAUGGGGACAGUAAGAGGGGUAGUCUGGUGUCCCGCUCCUCCACCACCUGCCCCUCCUCUGUCCCCGACUCCCCAGAGUCCCCCGUCUUCCUUGAUGACCCGCCCAGAGAGGAGGAAGGUGAGGGGCCUGGGAAACAUGAGAUGCAUGGUAAACCAAAGAAAGGUGGUUUUGAGACCAGGCCGUUCGUACGGGGCAUCCAGGGUCGUAGCGUCAGCAUGAGGACCCCCACUAAGAACAAAGAGACACUGAACAAGGUCUUCCCGCUACGCUGGUCGUUCGGCUCCAAGGACCGCCAAAAUAUUGCAGCAGAGGCCGCCCCUGCUCCCAUCCCUGCCCCUGUGGAACUGGUGGAGUACCUAGAGUCUGGAAGAAGACCUCGCUGCACCAAGGACUCUAUAGUCAAUUUAAUGACGGGUUCUGAGAGCCGGAAGGGUCCUGCCAUCAGCUCCCCCAGUGUGGGAAGUAGCCUGAACUGCAUGGGACAAUCAGAGUCUCCGCAGAUGCCAGAGGGCCAGAGAAGACCAGUCACAGACAAGACAGGGAGUCUGAGACGAAGUAGCAAAGGGUCCCAUCAGCAGCAGAGAGACCAGGGGGACCAGAGAGACCAGGGGGACCAGAGAGACCAGGGGGACCAGAGAGACCAGAGAAACGAGGGUAGGAUGGGCAGUAGUAGUAGUACUAACACUCUGACCAGGAGGAAUACCAAGAAGAGUAAGGAGAAGGACCAGGGAAAGCCCCAAGAGGCCCCAUCUAGGAGGGGGUCUAGUGCAGGCUUCCAGUCCAGCUCCAGCACCCACAGCCUCAGGGACAGAGACUGGGAAGGCACCCUGAGGAGAGGUGCCAAGGGCCACCAGGACCCACCACCAAGGGACUGUCUGGUACCACCCGAGGGAGAAAAGAGAAGGAAGGGUGAGAAGGUAGAGGAGGCCUCCAAGAGCCACGAGGGGCUGCUGUCUUUCUUCAAAAGCAACUUCAAGAAGAAGGACAAGGAGUCGUCAUCGUCUCGCAAGUCCGACUCUGGAAAAGUUGGCGACGUCGGCGGGUCCAGCACCUCCCAGCUGUCCCUGUCCAGUGGAGCCCCAGGCGGGGCCACGAAGACGGGGGAGGCAAAAUCCAACGGAGCCCCCCACAACGGGAGUGCCAAUCGUCUCGGAGACGAGCUGCCCAACGGUAAAGCCAGACGCGCCGCUGCUGCCCAUAUCAAACGCUCUCAGAGCUCAUCCAACAUCCCCAGCAAGGAGGAGUCUAGCAUGCGAAGGACCGCCUCUUUACACCGCAAAGGGCUGUCCCAUGACGUGGCUCUGCCCCCUCGCAGCCUCACAGCAGAGACGCCCUCCUACGGUACCCUGCAGAGGACUCGCUAUAGUACCAACUCACUGGGACGCAAGAGGACGGUCCCUGAGUCCAGCUUUUAGCUGACACACACACACACCCUGACACACACACACCAGGGUCGUUUUCACUAGGCACCAAACAGAAGAAAUGGACUGAACAGGGAGGGAUUAUCUUCAUUUGUCGAGUAAGAAAUGCUAUGUUUUUGUUUUCCAUUGCAAAAUGUUUUUUUCUACAUUUUUGCUACAGUGACUUUGCACUAAUCAAUCUGACCCUGAUCAAAGCAAUGGAGCUCCACUGGAAGGAUACUCCUGUAGCACAGAAGCACAGGUAUGUGAAAACCACACAAGGUGGCGUGGAGGGGUGUAGCGUCAGUGAAAGAGCCAUUCACAGGGCCAAGGAAAACAUUUAGGAAAGGGGACACAAAGUACAACUGCUAACAUAAACAAAAUGUCAUAUCAGAAUGAAUAUUUUCUUAUUCCAGUUUUGAUUUUAUUUCUGUGUAAAAAUUAUUGUGACUUAACAAGUGCCUCAGUAACUGAUAUGCAGUUUUUAACCAAUGAGUUUGUGGACACCUGGUCAGCACCGGAAGCACAUGUUGUAUUCACACACAUACAUGCACACACACCCCCACACACACACACAGGCAUGCACACACACACACACAGGCAUGCACACGCACACACACACACACACACAGGCAUGCACACACACGCACAAACAUUAUCUACACUCGUGUCUUAAAAUCGUAGUAAAUGAAUGGCAUUCAUCACUAUCCUCCUCGAUCAGUUUGUCCAGUAGUGGCACCUAAAGGGAUGUUAUGACGGGGUCAUGACAAUACGUUUCGUUAUUAAUGUCUACACGCUCUAGAAGAUUUGGACAAAAACAUUGAUUCAUUGAAAGUCUACAUCAGAGCUUUAAUAGGUGAUUUCCUCCUAGAUUGAACUAUGAAUGAUUUAAUAACUGGUUGUACGUGCUGCUUGCACUGCAAACUGGCUGCUAUAUAGAUUCGCACAUUGCAAGUGAAGGUUAUGAUAUUGCACUUUCUACAAUGCCAAUGGUACCGAACUCUCCCUUUCAUGCAGUAAGAAGGGGACCCUCCUAACAAUAUAACUUGGCCUACGCAACACGUCCCUCUUCAUUCUUAAACUCGUGAAAAUAUGCAGUUUGACCACACAAUCCAUUAUUAUAAAUUCAAGUACAUUUAUAUGGAAAUUUGACAUUUUUAGCACUGAAAUCUGGCUUUAUGAUUCUAAGGAAAUGAGUACAAAUUAGUACAAAAUGACCUCAGAUUGAUCUAUUCUUGCUACCGGUAGGUAAUUGAACUUACUGAUGCUGAUACACUGACAUUCUGGUAUGUAGGUCUAUGUGGUACUGUAUUAGAGAGGCAAGCGAUGUCGAUGGAUUGCAUCACUAUGCAGUUCUCUAUGAAGGAUCAUGCACUGUAACAGUAAGGUCACUGUAACAGUAAGGUCACUGUAACAGUAAGGUCUAACAGUAAGGUCACUGUAACAGUAAGGUCUAACAGUAAGGUCACUGUAACAGUAAGGUCUAACAGUAAGGUCACUGUAACAGUAAGGUCUAACAGUAAGGUCACUGUAACAGUAAGGUCACUGUAACAGUAAGGUCAUUUAUUUGAAUCAUCAGACUGUCCACUACAGUAGGCAGUAGAUGCACUGGUCCGAUCACCCCUGAAUGUCACAUACGUGUUAUUUAUCAACCUUGAUGAGCUCUUUGGCCCCCCCCUUAUCCAGUCUUACUUCUCAUCCUCUCUCUCUUCACUCCUCCACAUCAAUCCGUCUUAUCUUUUUUCAAAAAAAAAAUUAAUUCCCUGUUGUCAUCCAUCGUGACUCAUCAAGUCUCUUUGGCCACUGACUAAAGGUCCCCUCUGCUCCAAUCUGCAGAGCUCUCGCCUGGCGUUAACGGCGUAGGCGUUCGAUUGAAACACCCUCGCUCUCACUGGGUUGAAAUUAGCGGUGUAAUUGGGUCGAGUCUCUACGGUACAAUAUCCCUUCUUAAGAGUCGUUAAGGUACACCGUGGGAAGAGGCUGUAGCUACUGGCAGAGUCACGUAAUGUCUGAGUCUGAGAACCUUUUACAUUUUUUUUACCUGUUAGUCAUCCAUUUUCCUUCCUGAAAGCUACAGUAUAUGUACAGCUACAGUAUAUGUACAGCUACAGUAUAUGUACAGCUGCAGUAUAUGUACAGCUACAGUAUAUGUACAGCUACAGUAUAUGUACAGCUGCAGUAUAUGUACAGCUACAGUAUAUGUACAGCUACAGUAUAUGUACAGCUGCAGUAUAUGUACAGCUACAGUAUAUGUACAGCUACAGUAUAUGUACAGCUGCAGUAUAUGUACAGCUACAGUAUAUGUACAGCUGCAGUAUAUGUACAGCUACAGUAUAUGUACAGCUGCAGUAUAUGUACAGCUACAGUAUAUGUACAGCUACAGUAUAUGUACAGCUGCAGUAUAUGUACAGCUACAGUAUAUGUACAGCUGCAGUAUAUGUACAGCUGCAGUAUAUGUACAGCUACAGUAUAUGUACAGCUACAGUAUAUGUACAGCUGCAGUAUAUGUACAGCUACAGUAUAUGUACAGCUGCAGUAUAUGUACAGCUACAGUAUAUGUACAGCUGCAGUAUAUGUACAGCUGCAGUAUAUGUACAGCCAGCUACAGUAUAUGUACAGCCAGCUACAGUAUAUGUACAGCUGCAGUAUAUGUACAGCUACAGUAUAUGUACAGCUGCA
Oncorhynchus nerka (sockeye salmon) is the source of this 6893-nucleotide messenger RNA. RefSeq names its product ubiquitin carboxyl-terminal hydrolase 43-like. Gene Ontology annotation, molecular function: cysteine-type deubiquitinase activity. NCBI's taxonomy places the organism in Eukaryota, Metazoa, Chordata, Actinopteri, Salmoniformes, Salmonidae. The record is from RefSeq and is a predicted model, not a curated record. Gene Ontology annotation, biological process: protein deubiquitination.